Molecule: messenger RNA, 669 nt
Organism: Acanthosepion pharaonis
Lineage: Eukaryota; Metazoa; Mollusca; Cephalopoda; Sepiida; Sepiidae
Source: the annotation of a GenBank genome assembly
AUGGGAACUUCUGUCUCGGCUCUUCCAUUCAACAAGAAAACAACAGUACUUGAUAUGUCCACCUUUGAGAACUUUCUUCCCGGAAUCAGUGAACAGCCCCCAUUCCUCUGGAUUUCCCUAAGCAAACGAAGGCGCCAUACAGAAAUAGCAAUCAUGGCACAAUCGGUUGUCUCUCUCCAAGUCAUGGGCACUGCAAAAGGUGUAGACUUUAUAUUCCUGAUUGCAAAGAACGAAAGCAUUUUUAUUAACAGAAAUUCAUAUAAACAUAAACGACGACAGGAAACUGUAGAUUCUUUUUCUCAAAUUUUUGUCUUUUUCUCCCUCUAUUUUUGUCUUUUCUUCUCUUUUCUUUAUCUUUCUCACUUUCUUCAUCUUCUUUUGUCCUUUUCUCCCUCUUUCGUCUUUUCUCCCUCUUCUUUCGUCUUUUUCUUUCUCUUCUUUUUCUCCCUCUUCUUUCGUCUUUUUCUUUCUCUUCUUUUUCUCCCUCUUCUUUCGUCUUUUUCUUUCUCUUCUUUUUCUCCCUCUUCUUUCGUCUUUUUCUUUCUCUUCUUUUUCUCCCUCUUCUUUCGUCUUUUUCUUUCUCUUCUUUUUCUCCCUCUUCUUUCGUCUUUUUCUUUCUCUUCUUUUUCUUCCUCUUCUUUUGUCUUUUUCUCAAUUUUUGUCGUUUAA